UGACGGAGUGCCAGUAGGAGCCGCGCGUCGCACAGUUUGAACAGUUUGAAGAGUUUGAAGUCGAACUAUCCUGUCAAGACGCAGCAAUAAAAAUGAAAGUUCCGAUAAGAACUACCAUGUUGCCCGGUGGACUGGCUUGAAGAAGAAAGCAGGCGUUUUGUGCGGGACAAAAGACGGCGUCGCCACCACAGUCUCACUCUCAGAUGCUGCACUGCUGCAACAACUAACACACAUCAAUGUCUUGGCUUGAGGGUCGUAGGGAGUCGCUUCCUGUCGCCCAACAGGUGGUCAGGCGGCGCUACUCGGGCCCGUUGCUGCUUCCGCCACUACGAAGGAGACACUCGUGUCAGGAUCACCAUUCGGACACCCGCCGCUUUUCUGCUGCACAUGGCUUACCGCUGCAUCGACUUGAAGUUCUCUAUUGUCGAGCAUUGGCCAGUCACGAUGAACACCGAAAUUGGCUUUCAAAGGCGCCGAGCAAACGAGCAACCGAGCAUUCGCACAUCAUGGAGUGCGCGGCGCUUAGCCGAGAGGGAGCCGGGCUUGCCAAAGCACCCAAGCAUUUGUGGCGGCAGCCCAGGACAAACAUUCGCUUCAAACAGCGCUUCAACUCGGACACCGAGUGCUACCUGUGCCGUAACAGGACGCUGGAGAAGCUCCGACCCGUACUGAAGAAACCGCGAAUGUCCUGGCCCUUCUCGCUUAAACGUUUUGAUGUGGAAAAUGGCCUUUUGGUGGGUCGCAGUCCUUUGGACUCCCAGACCAGCCCAAGCUCGGGUCUGGUCCUACAGUCCAAUGUCCCCCACAGUCAACGGCGGGAGUCCUUCCUCUACCGCUCCGACUCCGAUUAUGACCUCUCACCCAAAAGCAUGUCACGCAACUCAUCGACGGCCAGCGAUUUGCAUGGAGAAGACAUGAUAGUUACCCCAUUUGCACAGAUUCUCGCCAGCCUACGAACAGUGAGAAGUAAUUUUGCCGCUUUCACGCAUCUGCAAGAUCGUGUGGGAAACAAGUGGCCACCAAGCAGUAACCAGCCACCCCCAUGUAAGCCAUGUCACACAGAAGAGCCUUAUCAGAAAUUGGCAGUGGAGACUCUGGAGGAGCUGGACUGGUGUCUCGACCAGCUCGAGACACUUCAGACCAGACACUCGGUCAGCGAGAUGGCGUCUAAUAAGUUUAAGAGGAUGCUAAACCGAGAGCUGACUCAACUGUCAGAGACCAGUCGCUCAGGGAAUCAGGUGUCGGAGUUCAUUGCCAAUACCUUCCUCGAAAAACAACAUGAUGUGGAGAUUCUGUCUCCCCCGCCUAAGGAGAAGGAGAAGAAGAAGAAGAGGCCCAUGUCACAGAUCAUUGGUGUGAAAAAGGUCACACAGAGCCCCAGCCUUGUAUCCACCUGCAUCCCUCGUUUUGGAGUCACCACCCCACAGGAGAACCUGCUGGCCAGCGAGAUUGAGGACCUUAACCGCUGGGGUCUGGAUGUAUUCAAGGUAGCGGAACACUCUGGAAACCGCCCUUUGACCGUCAUCAUGUUCUCCAUCUUCCAGGAGCGAGAUCUGCUAAAAACAUUCCGGAUCCCAAUGAACACAUUCAUCACCUUCAUGAUGACCUUAGAGGACCAUUACCGUGCCGACGUAGCUUAUCACAACAACAUCCACGCGGCUGACGUUGUGCAAUCCACACACGUGCUUCUAUCUACACCGGCUCUGGAGGCUGUUUUCACAGAUUUAGAAGUCAUGGCCGUUUUGUUCGCCAGUGCCAUUCACGACGUCGACCACCCCGGCGUCACAAACCAGUUCCUAAUAAACACAAGUUCCGAGUUGGCGUUGAUGUACAACGAUGCCUCGGUGCUGGAGAACCAUCACCUCGCUGUGGGCUUCAAACUGCUCCAAGGGGACAACUGCGACAUCUUCCAGAACCUCAGCAAGAAACAACGAGAUUCCCUCCGCAAGAUGGUGAUCGACAUGGUGCUAGCCACAGAUAUGUCCAAACAUAUGAACUUCUUGGCGGACAUGAAAACAAUGGUGGAGACCAAGAAAGUGACCAGCUUGGGAGUUCUGCUGCUUGACAACUAUUCCGAUCGAAUCCAGGUUCUUCAGAACAUGGUCCACUGUGCCGAUCUGAGCAACCCAACCAAGCCCCUCGAGCUUUACCGUCAGUGGACCGACCGCAUCAUGGUGGAAUUCUUCACGCAGGGAGACAGGGAACGUGAUAAGGGCAUGGAGAUCAGUCCCAUGUGUGACAAACACAAUGCCUCCAUUGAAAAGAGCCAGGUGGGCUUCAUCGACUACAUCGUUCACCCUCUGUGGGAGACGUGGGCCGACUUGGUGCACCCUGACGCUCAGGACAUCCUGGACAUCCUGGAGGACAACAGAGAGUGGUACCAGAGCAUGAUCCCACGCAGCCCCUCACCUUCUAGUCCCGACGAGUCCCACGCUGAGCUCAGAUCAGGAGGUAGCCUGGGAGGGCCCCCUUCGACAGGGGUCAGCGGGGACAAGUUCCAGUUCGAACUGACACUGGAGGAAGAAGAAGAGGAUGAGGAAUUGGAGUCGGACCUCGAGAGUCCACUCGAGGAUGAGCCACAGUUGGGGACGGAACAGCACCGGGACUCGUCCUCCCCUUCCACGUCCCCGGACCCGCGCAACAGGUACCGGCCUCCUUCGCCUCAUUUGUCACGGCCCACCAGUCUGACGUUGCAGAGCCCCCACCCUCACAGGACCACGAACCCGACCGGCCAGGAGGGAUAUAACAGUAAAGACGACAGUGCCCCCUGGCUGCAUGAAGGCACAUAACACCCAGCACAACCUGCCCUCCUGAAAAGACAGUCGCGGGGCGGGCGGGACCUUACCUACCAAGGAAGUCUGUAAGAUCACCACAGUCCCUUUACACUGGAGACAGCCUCUCUGUAGACAGAGGGAUGAUAGCCCUCUUUUUAAUUUCGUAUUUAUAUAUCGGCCUGUCUUUGGGUGCCUCCUAUGUCUCGAUUGUUUUCCUCUCUGGUUGGGGAACGCCACUUGCACCGGAAAAAAACGAGUGACUCUCUCCCAUAAGAAAAGGCAAAAGAAACGUCUUCCUCUAAAACCUUUUGGACGUGAGCAAAUGAGUUGCAGUGUAAUGAUCACAGGGUCUUGGAAAUGAUUUUGCAACAUUCGCGAAUAUUCAAUUCAGAAUCUUAUUUUGUUGAACUAAUAUGUAAUCCAUUCCUUGGGGCAAAAAUAUUUGGAAGUUGAUAUUUGAACUGUUGAGAAGCAGCGAGAGAAUUGAUGGACCUAAACCUCAGGGUAUGAAGAGAAACACAAAUGGAAUGUAGCAUGCAUGUUGUGCAUACAAACUCUGGUCCUCGAGGGUCACUGUCUUGACAAUUCAAAUAAUAAUUCUAAUCAUUCUCAUCAGGCGCCUGCAUCAUGUGUGUUGGAGGGGGGGGAGUAUCUAAAACAUGCAGGGUAGCGGCCCUCGAGGACAACUGUGUGCCCUAAAGUGAUUCCCUGUUUGAAUUUACCUCUUAACCAUGCGACUGGAAUUUGUCUAAUCCCAGUUGAAACCCUUUAAUUUAGGCACCUAGAGCAAUCAAAUGUCUAUGGAUGGAUGUGUGUGAAAAAGAAAAUAUAUAUAUAUUGCUAUAUUUUAGGAAACCAUCUUGUAGCACAUCAGAUUGAGCACUGAAGACACCACCUGUAGUCUAAUUGUUAUCCUUUUUAAAAAAAAAAAAAAAGUUGAUUAAUUUCUAUAUCAGCCUUUAUUUAAACGUGAUUAUUAAUUUUCCAUUCCCUCAUCUUGUUUUGAUUUGAUCAGGGUGCCUCCAGUUGGCAGUAGCACUUUAGCAUUGUCGCUUAAGCACUUGGAAUGUGUUAGAAAGGGCUUCUGCACAUCAGAAAUACAAUACAAGAGAGGAAAGUAAUCAUUUUAUUGAUUUGGAAUUUCAUCCAUUUUGAUUGUAACAACAAUGAGGUCAUGUUAAUGGUUUUGCUUUUGUCAUCUAAUUGCAUGAGAAGACCAAAAACGCAAAUGUUUUUCCACCUACCAUUGCCUUUUGAAUCAUUUCAAAGUGCUGCAAAUACAUAUACAGCCCGAAUGUCAGUGACUUACAACUUUAAAACUCACGAUAAUGCUCCUGUUUUUUUUUUUUAAGAAAAUUAAUGAUUUUCUUUGUAAACUCAAAAGCAUCAAGUUGCAUAAAGAUUUUAUCAGACGAUAGUGUAUCUUUUUAUACUUUUUUUAAAUAAUACAUGGUGUGUUCCAGCCUUCACAUCUUAACUCAUCAGAACCACAGUGCCUGCUUGUCAGUGAAACAUCAAGUCACCUCAAUUGUUUAUUAUUUGCUUUAAUAUUGUUUUAGUGGGCACUACACAAGAUUUGCAAGCAUAAUUAUUGAACAGAAUAAGUUUCCAUUUUGCACACACACACACACACACACACACAAAAAGGCAGUAGCAGAGUUCUAAUGACAAACCUCAAAAUAAUGAAAAAAAAAAGACAGAAAACAUUGACACCGUUUGGAAGUUAACCGCUUGACUGUAAUAAUGCUGUUCAUGUUAAAAAACAAAAUACAGAAAAAUAUUUCAAACACCUGCCAGCCUACAAUGCUAACUUUUUACAUUAAAGAUUUUAAAUAGAUCAUUUUAUCAACACCAUUGACUUAUAGUGAUAGUUUUUACCACAAAUAACUAUUUAAAACGAUUCAUUUUGGCACAAUUUAGCAGUGCUCUGCUUUUCUAAUCUGAUAGCUGAGACUUGACAAUGUGUAGUUUGAAGACUUUUUGUGUCUCGUGUGUGUGUCCAUUCAGUAGAUGAAUGAUUGUUGCCAACAGAGAUUGGAAGUGAACCAGCACUACACACAUUUUAUUGCACUUCCUGGUCAGGCAGUAGUAGGAAACACUAGUCAAAAAGUAUUUCAUGACCACAGAAAGCAUUAUUGAUCAGCCUUUUUUUUUUUUUUUUACUCAUCAUGUGACUUUUUUUCACUGAUCAUGUGACUUAGGAUGUUGGGCCACGGAUGUUAAAGGACCAACGUGCUGUUUUGACUCACUGAAACCAAAGUGAACCACAGGAUGUUGUAAAUAGAAAAGCCAGUCACCAGAAUUCAUUAGUUUAAUUAGAAAAGAAAAAUACAGCAAUCGGGUUGAAAGGUUGGCGAGUUAAACUCAGCACUAUGGUUCUUUAUAUUCAAACACUAGUGCCAGAAAGUAUUAAAUGUGUAUUAUUGCUCACUUCUUGUGUUGAGCUCACAUUGGCAUCAUGUUAGUAAUGUUGCUCAGCCUCAUAUCAUGCAACUUUCUUGAAUACUAUUAUUCAUAUGUGUCUGUUAGUGUGUAUGUGUGUGUGGGGGGGGGAGUACUGUAAAAAGAAAAAAAGGGGAAGAACAGUUAAUUGUAUGUCAUGUUGUAAUCAUAUGUUAAGCCUCAAGAUCAAAAUACAAUGUAUACAGCUGAUCUGCCACUCCGACAUUUUGGAAAGAAAACCAAAUGAUUUUUCUGGAUUUGAGGGUGUUCUGCAAAUGCCAAUAAAGUACAAAGAAAUU
Molecule: messenger RNA, 5515 nt
Organism: Syngnathus acus (greater pipefish)
Lineage: Eukaryota; Metazoa; Chordata; Actinopteri; Syngnathiformes; Syngnathidae
Product: cAMP-specific 3',5'-cyclic phosphodiesterase 4C-like
Exons: 18
Coding region: 237-2789 (850 amino acids)
Biological process (GO): signal transduction
Cellular component (GO): nucleus; perinuclear region of cytoplasm; cytosol
Molecular function (GO): 3',5'-cyclic-AMP phosphodiesterase activity
Source: RefSeq, a predicted model, not a curated record